AAGAAAGCGUGCCGGCCCUAACAUGGAGGCGCCCAUGAGCGCGCGCCGUAAGGCCCUUGUAGGCUCCGAGCUCCCGGUUCUGCCAGGCGGGGCGGCGCCGUACGGAAAUUUCCCCAACUACUCCUGCUUCCAUCCGCCCGAGGGACGCGUCUGCCUCUUACCUGCAACUCUUUUGAGCAAGCUGUUCCCAAACCCGCGUGCGGGGCCCCUUUUGGGCCUGGAUGUUGGAUGCAAUUCAGGGGAACUCAGUGUUGCCCUCUACAGACACCUCCUUGGCUUUACCAGUCCGGAGAAUUCGGUAGAUGGAAAGGACCUUUGCCUUCUCUGCUGCGACAUUGAUGCGGAGCUGAUUGAGAGAGCCAAACAACACAGCCCUUUCCCUGGUUCCAUUUCCUACGCCACUCUUGAUAUCAUGGACCCCAGUGCAAGGGAGACCCUGCUGAGCUCCUAUUUGAACAAGUUUGGCCGCUCUUGGUUUGAUAUUUGCUUCUGCAUGUCUGUGACUAUGUGGAUCCAUCUGAAUCAUGGGGACGGUGGCCUGGUGAAAUUCUUAGCUUGCCUCGCCUCUCAGUGUACGUACUUACUCCUUGAACCCCAGCCGUGGAAAUGCUACCGUGCAGCUGCUCGGCGCCUGCGGAAGUUGGGCCGGAAUGACUUCGACCACUUCCAUUCGCUCACCAUCAAAGGGAACGUGGCUGAGAAGAUAACUCAGAUCCUGACGAGAGACUGCGCCAUGGAGUUUGUGUGUUGCUUUGGAAGCACUAGCUGGGACAGGAGCCUCUUGCUCUUUAAAUCGACAGAGAAAAAGCAUUUGGGAUAAUUCAGGACUUGUGCAUUCCUGCAUUUAGUCAAAGAGGAAGUGGCAGGUUAUUGGGAGAACCAACCCUUUUGCCUGCUGUGAUUGAACUGUAAGAGUAACAUGGAAUCUUGAAAAUCAUACAUUUUUUAUAGCAAAUUAUUUUCAAGCUUUACCAAUAUACCUUGACUCUUGCUGCAAGCUCAACAUUUUGGAGACAGAUGCUGAACAGAGGAUUCCCACUAGAUGGGAGCAAGGUUUAACGUAAUGCUUUUAUCCUCCAGAAACAGGAGAGUAGAUAUGCCCGGUUUCUGUACCUCAUAAGUUUUGCAAUUCCUUUCUCAUCACAGAAAGUUGAUUUCUGUUAUUUCUGAAAUAAAGCCUUGUAUCUUUCUAGGCUUUUUCUUUUGGCCCUA
Candoia aspera is the source of this 1212-nucleotide messenger RNA. It is a transcript of the gene BCDIN3D, whose product is annotated as BCDIN3 domain containing RNA methyltransferase. Gene Ontology annotation, molecular function: O-methyltransferase activity; RNA methyltransferase activity. NCBI's taxonomy places the organism in Eukaryota, Metazoa, Chordata, Lepidosauria, Squamata, Candoiidae. The coding region runs from base 23 to 820 and encodes 265 amino acids. The record is from RefSeq and is a predicted model, not a curated record. Gene Ontology annotation, cellular component: cytoplasm. Gene Ontology annotation, biological process: negative regulation of pre-miRNA processing. The transcript has 2 exons.